AUGAUAGAUGGACCGUGGCGGACGGCAGACAGACGCCUGGCGGCCGUCCCCGUCGUGCACGGUCCCGGCGGCGAGCAGCAGCAGCAGCAGGGCUCGUGCCCGCGCAGCGCUCUGCUCGACCAGAGCCGACGGCACCGGACGGCGUUCACGCGCGAGCAGCUGUCCCGUCUGGAGCAGGAGUACGGGAAGGAGAGCUACGUGUCCAGACCCCGGCGCUGCGAGCUGGCGGCGGCGCUCAACCUACCGGAGACCACCAUCAAAGUUUGGUUCCAGAACAGGAGGAUGAAGGACAAACGUCAGAGACACUCCAUCCCGUGGCCUCAUCCUCUCGUCGACCCCCUCGGGGCUCUCCUGAUGGGCCGAUCCUCUCCUUCCUCCACCUUGCCGUACCCCUUCAUCCCACCCCACCUCCCCCUCCACCACUACUCCCCCCUGGCUCUCUCCCCCACACCAUCCUCACCUCACAGUCCUUACAGUCCACCCAUGAGGCCCCUGGAUGCCCUCCGUCUGUCCCAGUUCCACAGCAGACCCGGGGGGCUGCCUCCAGCAGCAGCAGCGGUCCUUUACCCCUCUUCCAGCCUCAUGCACCACUCUGCUUCAUGCCCCUGCCCCCUCUGUCUGCACUGGGGACCAGAACAGCUGCUCAAAGCCAGAGGGGAGGCGAUGGGACUGAGCCGGCCCCGAAGUCCGAAGAUCCAUCCUCCUGGUCUGGAGCGGAGGGAAGAGAUGGUGUAA
Messenger RNA from Acanthochromis polyacanthus (spiny chromis), 735 nucleotides. RefSeq names its product even-skipped-like1 (gene eve1). The record is from RefSeq and is a predicted model, not a curated record. Gene Ontology annotation, molecular function: RNA polymerase II cis-regulatory region sequence-specific DNA binding; DNA-binding transcription factor activity, RNA polymerase II-specific. Gene Ontology annotation, biological process: regulation of transcription by RNA polymerase II. Gene Ontology annotation, cellular component: nucleus. Lineage: Eukaryota; Metazoa; Chordata; Actinopteri; Pomacentridae.